UAUGACAUCUUUCUUUUCAGUGUUGAUCAAUCACGAUGGCUGUCGGAAAAAAUAAGGGUCUCUCUAAAGGUGGAAAGAAAGGUUCGAAAAAGAAGGUUAUCGAUCCUUUUUCACGUAAAGAUUGGUAUGAUAUCAAAGCACCAAAUAUGUUUUCCCAACGUCAAGUUGGAAAAACAUUGGUUAAUCGUACACAAGGUACGAAAAUCGCAUCAGAAGGUUUGAAGCACCGCGUGUUUGAAGUGUCACUCGCCGACUUGCAAAACGAAAACGAUGCAGAACGUUCAUUCCGUAAAUUUCGUUUAAUUUGCGAAGAUGUCCAGGGCAGUCAUUGUUUGACCAAUUUCCAUGGAAUGAAUUUGACAACCGAUAAAUUACGUUCGAUGGUCAAGAAAUGGCAAACAUUAAUUGAAGCACAUAUUGAUGUAAAAACUACCGAUGGAUAUUUACUGCGUGUAUUCUGCAUUGGUUUCACAUCCAAGGAUUCGAUGUCGCAACGUAAAACAUUUUACGCACAACACUCGCAAGUUCGCGCCAUCCGUAAGAAGAUGAGCGACAUCAUUACUCGGGAUGUGACCAGCUCCGAUUUGAAAGAAGUCGUCAAUAAAUUGAUACCAGAUUCUAUUGCAAAAGACAUUGAAAAAGCAUGUCAUGGCAUUUAUCCAUUACACGACGUGCAUAUUCGCAAAGUUAAAGUGUUGAAAAAACCUCGUUUCGAUCUGUCAAAAUUGUUGGAAUUGCAUGGUGAUGGAAGUGGCGGCAAAUCAGCUGAAGGUGUUACCAAUGCUGAAGGUGUUGUCGUUGAACGUCCAGCCGGCUAUGAGCCUCCAAUUCAAGAAUCAGUUUAAAGCAUUCGACAAUUUUCCACUCUGAAGAUGCGAGACAUAUUCUGUAUUGACACUUUUAUUGGAAAUAUUAAACAAAUAACUUGAAUGAACAAAAAUC
Contarinia nasturtii (swede midge) is the source of this 942-nucleotide messenger RNA. Its product is annotated as 40S ribosomal protein S3a. The record is from RefSeq and is a predicted model, not a curated record. Gene Ontology annotation, cellular component: ribosome; cytosol. The transcript has 3 exons. Bases 36 to 845 code for a protein of 269 amino acids. Gene Ontology annotation, biological process: translation. Lineage: Eukaryota; Metazoa; Arthropoda; Insecta; Diptera; Cecidomyiidae. Gene Ontology annotation, molecular function: structural constituent of ribosome.